AUCCUUUUCUAUUUUCUCUGUUUUUCUUGAGUCGUGACAAGACUCUCAUAGUCUCCUCCCCCUCCUAAUAGCAAACAGCUUACCUCCACCACCACUCACCCACUCCACUUGUUAUACUUUGUUUUCUUCUCCAACCCCCUUUCUCCUUUCUCUUAUUCAUUUCAACAUUUCCUCAAAACCUUUCCAUCCACAAACCCUUUUUAACACACCAUCACCAUGGCUGCUGCUGCUGCUAACAUAAUAAACCCACUUAUUCUCUCAUUCUCAACCCUCUUCCUGGUCUCCAUUCUUCUCAGCUUCCCGGCGACAACAACUUCGGAUAAUCCCUGCGCAUAUCCAUGUUAUCCUCCACCUACCGGCACCGGCAGCACUACUCCGGUGACCACCACAACACCGCCUCCGCCGUCGACUCAAACCGGCUCAUACCCUCCUCCUCCGACCGUCUACAAUAACCCAACUGGAUCGGGAUAUUCCUCUUACAACCCUCCUCCAUCCACUUACAAUGGUGGUGGUGGAUAUGGUUCUGGUGCCAAUCCCCCUCCUGACCCCAUCCUCCCCUAUUUCCCAUUCUACUUCAAAAACGGUGCUCGCGGAAACGGAGACGCUUCAUCAGCAACCCCCCUCAUUACAAGAUCAUCCACCCUCUUCAACACUAUUGCCACCACCAAUAUUCUACUUGUAUUUGUCUUCUUCUUUUUUCUCUAGUUUUCUGUAACAAUCUUCUUCUUCUUCUUCUUCUUCUUCAUCUUUUAAUCAAUGAAUUAGCUAGCUGGAGCAAUGUCACAAUUUGGGUGUCAUGAUCAAAUAUCAUCAUGUUUUGGUUUAAUGGAUAUCAAUCAUGUUAAAUAUUUUUAUGGUACAUGUUUCAUGG
This is a messenger RNA of Prunus dulcis (almond), 871 nucleotides long. Its product is annotated as proline-rich antigen homolog. The record is from RefSeq and is a predicted model, not a curated record. NCBI's taxonomy places the organism in Eukaryota, Viridiplantae, Streptophyta, Magnoliopsida, Rosales, Rosaceae. The coding region runs from base 217 to 705 and encodes 162 amino acids. The transcript has a single exon.